AUGUGCACCGAGGCUGAGAGGGAAAAGAGGGCGUGUCUUACCCAAGUGACUGAUGAGAACGGGUGCACUGGUCUGGAGGGUGACCCCGUCCGUACAGUUCCACUGCCGCUGCUGUCGCUCGGGGACGAUUGGACGUCCGGCGUUGCCACGACGACUAGAAUGGGCUGCAAUCUGUGCACUUUACAGAAACGAGAGGAACACUAUAAGCUGCUGUAUGAGAUCGCACAGGAGGUGGAGCUGUGUCGACUCAACAGCCAGGAGAAGCUGGGCCUGACGUUGUGCUACAGGACAGAUGAGGAGGAGGACAUGACAAUCUACGUCAGCGAGGUUGGGCCAAACAGCAUCGCUGCAAGGGAUGGACGCAUCAAAGAAGGAGACCACAUUUUACAGAUCAAUGGGCAGGAUGUGCAGGAUAGAAAGGAGGCUGUAGCGGUGCUCUCUAGUGAAGAUACUAGGAAAUUCCUACUGCUGGUCGCCAGGCCCGAGAUACAGCUGGAGGAAGCGUGGUUGGAUGAUGAACACAGUGAAUUCCUGGAGCAACUGAAGAUGGAAAUGUUGGAAGAGCAACAGAGAGAAGAGAUGGAGCUAGAGGCACUUCAGGAGAAGGCCAAAGGAGAAGAGGAUGACAUCACUGCCACCUGUUCCUCCAGAACUCAGGACAGCGGGCUGGGGAUGUCGUUAAGGAACAGCAUCGACGCCCCCGACCACAACGUCCUCCUAACCCACAUCCAACGGAGACUCUCCCAGUGUCUGAGGGACAGACAGAACUGUUCCACGCGUCUGGACGAAGAGGAGGAGGAGGAAGAAGAUGAGGAUGUUGCAGAGGAUGGCGAUCGGUUCCAGCAGCUCCUGGAGCUGAAGUGUCAGAUCCGUAACAGCGGGGAGUACGACCUGAUCUAUAGCAGACGCAGCACUAUAGAGUGUAGGCUGGGAGAGCCGGCCGGUGGCGUGCAGCGUGAGCUCCGCAUGCUCAACGACGAGCUCCGUAGCAUCGAGCUAGAGUGCCAGAACAUCAUGCAGGCACACAAGCUCGGCAAGGGGCCGGUGGGGUCCCAGUGGGACCAGGGGCAGCAAGACCAAAGCUCUCACCUGGGGUGCAAUGACUCACCUAGAAGAAGCAAGCUGGUGGGCAUCAACGAGUGUCCGGAGAAGCCGGAGAAGUCAGACAAGGACAGCUCGAGUGCCUACAACACUGCAGAGAGCUCUCGCAGCACGCCGCUGGCAAUGGACCGCUCCCCUGAGCACUCCCUUCAGAGGAGGAUGGUGACCAUCACCAACCAGAGGAACCUCCGCAGCAGCAUGGCCAGCCUCCACACUACAGCCAGCCCCAGCCCCAAACACCGGCCCCUCCACUGGGCCCCCAUCCCAGGCAAGGCCAGCAGCCCCGACCACAGCCUUUACCCCUCCGAGUCGGACAAGGUGGCCCCUGCAGACAACGAAAGGAGUGGGUUGGGGAACUGGAAGGUGAAGCCUCAGCCUCCUCCCAGGGCCUCCCAGAUCCCUUACCUAUCCCCGUCCCAUGACUCCCAGCACCGCCAGCCCAACGCCAACAUCCCGGCCCACGCUCGCCACUACCAGAGCUACAUGCAGCUGAUUCAGCAGCGCUCGGCUGCGGAGUACGCCCAGAGCCAGCUGAGCCUGCUCAGUGGAGUCAAGGAGCCCCAGCUGAGCCCCGCCAUCGAGCCUAAGAUGGAAUGGAAGGUGAAGAUCCGUUCGGACGGCACGCGCUACAUCACCAAGAGACCCAUUAGGGACAAGAUCCUGCGGGAACGCGCCCUGAAGAUCAAAGAGGAGCGUAGCGGAGGGAUGACCACCGACGACGACGCUAUGUCCGAGAUGAAGAUGGGGCGGUACUGGAGUAAAGAGGAGAGGAAGCAGCAUCUGGUCAGGGCUAAAGAACAGCGGAGGAGACGGGAGUUCAUGCAGCGCAGCCGACUGGAGAGCCUGAGGGAGAGUCCUCAGAGCAGCAGCGAAGGACGCAAGGAGGUCAGCAUCAUUGAACUGAGCCACAGGAAGAUGAUGAAGAAGCGCAACAAGAAGAUCCUGGACAACUGGAUGACCAUUCAGGAACUGAUGACUCACGGGGCCAAGGCCCCUGAUGACCCCAGGGCCAAAGUACAUAAGGCCUUCCUGUCGGUCACCACUGUAUAA
Molecule: messenger RNA, 2151 nt
Organism: Salvelinus namaycush (lake trout)
Lineage: Eukaryota; Metazoa; Chordata; Actinopteri; Salmoniformes; Salmonidae
Product: PDZ domain-containing RING finger protein 4-like
Exons: 8
Coding region: 1-2151 (716 amino acids)
Molecular function (GO): protein binding
Source: RefSeq, a predicted model, not a curated record